Musca domestica (house fly) is the source of this 1498-nucleotide messenger RNA. It is a transcript of the gene Taf7, whose product is annotated as transcription initiation factor TFIID subunit 7. Gene Ontology annotation, cellular component: transcription factor TFIID complex. Gene Ontology annotation, biological process: RNA polymerase II preinitiation complex assembly; transcription initiation at RNA polymerase II promoter. Bases 55 to 1395 code for a protein of 446 amino acids. Gene Ontology annotation, molecular function: RNA polymerase II general transcription initiation factor activity. The record is from RefSeq and is a predicted model, not a curated record. The transcript is spliced from 2 exons. NCBI's taxonomy places the organism in Eukaryota, Metazoa, Arthropoda, Insecta, Diptera, Muscidae.
AUGUCCCUAAUAAUAAACAACAAAGUUUUUGUCUGGAAGCACAUCACUUGAACAAUGUUCGAGAAAAAAACUGAUAAAAACAAACAGGAACAAAAGCCUCGAGAUGAUGGUAUUGAAUUGGAGAAUCAAUAUAUUCUACGUCUUCCCGAAGAGGUGGCCAAGGCGUUGAGAGAAGCAGUCAAUUCACCCAACUCAAAUCUAAAAGAUCGCAUGACAAUACAAUUGGACAAUGAUUUGCGCUAUGGUGAGGUACGGUUUGACCAUUGGUUGUUGCAUGCCAAGGUUGUGGAUCUCCCAACCAUAAUUGAGUGCCUCAAGACCAUAGAUAACAAAAGUUUUUACAAAUCGGCAGAUAUUUGUCAAAUGAUGAUUUGCAAAGAGGAACCCCAUGAUCUGGACAAGGAAGAAUCCCCUAACAAGGGAAAGAAAAAAGAUCCAAAUAAGGUAGAUAAAAAGUUCUUGUGGGCCCAUGGUAUAACGCCGCCAUGCAAAAAUGUGCGCAAACGUCGUUUCCGUAAAACGUUGAAAAAGAAAAAUGUGGAAGUUCCCGAAAUUGAGAAGGAAGUAAAACGUCUAUUACGCAUAGACAAUGAUGCCGUUAAAGUUGAAUUUGAAAUUAUCAACGAAGAUCUAUCCAAGUCAACGGAUUCUCAAUUGAAAGAUAGCAUGGAGGGUGAAGAAGAAUUUAUGGAUGAUACUAUGAAUGAUGGUGACAAGGGUAACAAUGAUUCGUCGUCGCAAAAGGAUAUUAAUGUCGAGUCGGAUGGUGAUGAUGAAGAUGGUCCAUCGGGAUCGGUACCCUCAGGACAUUUGGGUGUGGGAGAACAUGAUAUCUUUGGUGAAGAAGUAUCCUCAUCUGACGAUGACGAAGACAUUGAACGACACGAUAACAGUCGUAUGCAAGAUAUGGAUGAAACAUCACGUAUGUCGGCCGAUGAUUCUCGCAUGUCCUACUUCUCUGUGGGUGGCGGCAAUAACACGAAUAUGAGUGCCAAGACUGGUGGUCUUAACACUUCCAAGGAUGAUUUGAAUGAUUAUAGUAAAUCAAUAUUUGGCAGUCCCAAACAGGGCGAUGAUGACAACUCCAAAUUUGGUGGUUCAAAUUCGAACUUGGCUGGUGUUGGCUAUUUUGAUGAUCGCAAACGUACACUAUCCGAUGAUGAUUCAUCUAAUGAUGCUACCCCACAAAUGAGUGUCGAUCAGAUACAAGCUAAAAUUUCUGAAUUACGUGGUCAAUUGGAUGACAUCAAGGCCCAGCAUACGCAGAAGGCGAAGGAAAUAUCUUCAAUACAAAAUCCAACGCUGCGACAAAGAAUGCAAGACACAUUGGAUAAUUUGGCAAGUCAGAUGGUGGAAAAAGAAUUGGAAAUUAAAGAUUAUGAGAAUAUGCUGUAGAUGGAAUAAUAGUAGUUAAGGGAGGGAGGGAGUAGAAAUAUAUGAUCAAUCGUUGCGUUUUAAGAUUCGAUAAUGUGUAAAUAAAUUAUAUAUGUAUUAAUAA